Molecule: messenger RNA, 1117 nt
Organism: Pecten maximus
Lineage: Eukaryota; Metazoa; Mollusca; Bivalvia; Pectinida; Pectinidae
Product: demethylmenaquinone methyltransferase-like
Exons: 4
Coding region: 165-833 (222 amino acids)
Biological process (GO): sterol biosynthetic process
Cellular component (GO): endoplasmic reticulum
Molecular function (GO): sterol 24-C-methyltransferase activity
Source: RefSeq, a predicted model, not a curated record
AACCUACUAAAUGGCAGUGUGUACAGUACAUAUAUAUAUAUAGUUGGUGUUACGUAUAGUGACCGCUGCUGGAUAGACUUUUGUACAUGUUUUAGAACAUUCUGCAGGUGUUAGGCUGGUUUCCUUUCCUAUAUCUAUUUAAUCUAUGCAAAGCAGAACUAAAUAUGAACCAGAUCAGGUCAAAAUUAAUGGACGCUAUUGGUCGCAACUGUCGGAAGCCGGAGGCCACCAUAUUGGGACGAUUGGUAAAGAAAGUUGGAUUGGAGAAGAAAAAUGGGUUUAUAGAAAUAGAAGCAGUCCGUCUUAGUGACAUACACCCUGACCACCAGGUGUUAGAGAUAGGUUUCGGACCAGGUAUUGGAAUAGAGGCUGCUUACAACAUCAUCAAAGGUGGAAAGGGAAAAGUUUAUGGUGUUGACUUUUCAGAGGAAAUGGUCCUCUCUACGACAAAACGAUUGGGAAAGGGACUUGGCAACGGAAAAGUGAAGUUGAUCAACGGUGACGUGGAAAACAUGUCCUUCUUACAGUCAAAUACUUUCGACAGAGUUUUUCAUUGUAAUUGUUACUAUUUCUGGCCGGAUAUGACCAAGGCAAUGAACGAACUUCAUCGUGUGAUGAAGCCAGGUGCCAUCAUGGUAACAGCAAUGAAUUAUGAACGAGUGAUGCGUUUGAACUCUACAGGGUUCUUUAAAAAAUAUGGAAAUCCGAACCAGGAUCGCUAUUUAAGUGCCUUGGAGUCAUGUGGAUUUGAUGGAGUGGAGUUGAAAAAAUUUAAACAUGGAAGUACUGGUGCAAACCUUGAAGCCAUAAUUGCAAAAAAAUCAGAAAAAUGAGAAAAUUUAAUUAAAAAAAAGAAUUGUUUUGGAUAAUUCUCAGAGAAUCCUCGUCUAUUUCAAAAACGGUACACCUAUCAUUUGGAAAGGAUUAUGUUUACACACCAUGCGGUAAAAAAGCCGAAACUCUUAUGAUCUGUUGUUAUGGGCUCAAUUUAUAAACUGAUACUGGUAAUCAAUUCAGUUAGCUUACUCAGUGUAUUAUUAGUUAUUGAAGAGUUGAUUUGAGAGUAAAUUAUUGAUAACAACAUGCAAAUUUUAUUUUAGCAAUAAAGUUUUUUGUA